This is a messenger RNA of Bacillus rossius redtenbacheri, 15808 nucleotides long. RefSeq names its product regulatory-associated protein of mTOR (gene raptor). Gene Ontology annotation, molecular function: protein binding; protein-macromolecule adaptor activity. The record is from RefSeq and is a predicted model, not a curated record. Lineage: Eukaryota; Metazoa; Arthropoda; Insecta; Phasmatodea; Bacillidae. Gene Ontology annotation, biological process: TORC1 signaling; cellular response to starvation; positive regulation of cell growth. Gene Ontology annotation, cellular component: TORC1 complex; cytoplasm.
UUAUAUAAUUAAUCUUUAUUGCGUCUUCAAAACAUUCGUAUUAAAAAUUGUACAAAUAAUAUUUGCUGUAUUCCUAAGCGCAGUGUGAAUUGAGUGAAUAGCUCCGCACAGGUGCAUGCCAUUGACAUACAUAAAUCACCUGCAAGCUGCGAAGGCUGCAACUGUUUGAAAAUGGCAAGUUUAGAAGUUCCUGAUCAUUGUUUUACGCCGAUAACAAUCACAGCAAGUGCUGAAACCACUACCGAGUGAUUCUGUUCUGCUAGUAGAUGUCUGAAAUGAAUCGGCAACUGGAAAUGGAAACGGUCUUGGACCGUACCACCAGGGAAGACGAUCAUAACAUAGAUUGGCAACUGCCUUUAUCUUUCGUUAAGAAGCGGCAUACUGAAGAAAUUGUAGGCGUGGACGCAAUAACACAAACUUGGAGAAUGAAGGAACGGAUGAAGACGGUGAGCGUGGCGCUGGUGCUGUGCCUGAACGUUGGGGUCGACCCGCCGGACAUCGUCAAGACACAGCCGUGCGCGCGGCUCGAGUGCUGGCUAGACCCGCUGUCCAUGAGCCCGCAGAAGGCCCUGGAGCAGAUCGGCGAGGUGCUGCAGAAGCAGUAUGAGCGCUGGCAGCCGCGCGCACGCUACAAGCUCAACCUGGACCCCACCGUGGAGGACGUGAAGAAGCUGUGCACGUCCCUGCGCCGCAACGCCAAGGACGAGCGCGUGCUGUUCCACUACAACGGCCACGGCGUGCCGCGCCCCACCUCCAACGGCGAGCUCUGGGUCUUCAACAAGACCUACACCCAGUACAUCCCGCUGUCGGUGUACGACCUGCAGACGUGGAUGGGCGUGCCCUCCAUCUACGUGUACGACUGCUCGAACGCCGGCAUCAUCGUGGACUCGUUCAAGCAGUUUGCCGAGCAGCACGAGCGAGAGUACGAGCAAAUGGCCGCGCAGAACAAGGGCCAGGCGGUGACCUCGUCGUCGCCGCCGCCGUCCUUCAGGAACUGCAUCCAGCUGGCGGCGUGCGCGGCCAACCAGAUCCUGCCCAUGAACCCGGGCCUGCCGGCCGACGUCUUCACCUCCUGCCUCACCACGCCCAUCAAGAUCGCGCUCCGAUGGUUCGUCAUGCAGAACACCUCCAAGCUCGUGCCGAAGGUGUCCAUGGAUCUCAUCGACAAGAUCCCCGGGCAGCUGAACGACCGGCGCACCAUGCUGGGGGAGCUCAACUGGAUCUUCACCGCCAUCACGGACACUGUGGCGUGGAACACGCUGCCCCGGGACGUGUUCCAGAAGCUGUUCCGACAGGACCUGCUGGUGGCCAGCCUGUUCCGCAACUUCCUGUUGGCCGAGAGGAUCAUGCGCUCCUGCGGCUGCACGCCCGUGUCGUCGCCCAAGCUGCCCCCCACCUACCAGCACCCCAUGUGGCAGGCCUGGGACCUGGCGCUGGACCUGUGCCUGGCGCAGCUGCCGGCCAUCCUGCAGUCGGAGGAGCCGUUCGUGCACUCGCCCUUCUUCGAGGAGCAGCUGACGGCCUUCCAGGUGUGGCUGGAGCUGGGGUCGGACCGGCGCAGCCCCCCGGAGCAGCUGCCCAUCGUGCUGCAGGUGCUGCUCAGCCAGGUGCACCGGCUCAGGGCCCUGGAGCUGCUCGGGCGCUUCCUGGACCUGGGGCCGUGGGCGGUGAACCUGGCCCUGUCGGUGGGCAUCUUCCCCUACGUGCUGAAGCUGCUGCAGAGCUCGGCGCGGGAGCUGCGGCCGCUGCUGGUCUUCAUCUGGGCCAAGAUCCUGGCCGUCGACAGCACGUGCCAGGCGGACCUGGUGAGGGACAACGGCCACAAGUACUUCCUGUCCAUGCUGCAGGACCCUUCCGUCCAGGGGGAGCACCGCACGCUGGCGGCCUUCGUGCUGGCGUGCAUCGUGCACGGCUACCCCGCCGGCCAGGAGGCGGCGCUGCAAGGCAGCCUGGUGUCCGUGUGCCUGGAGCAGCUGGGCGACCCCGACCCGCUGCUCCGGCGCUGGCUGGCCGUGUGCCUGGGCCGCCUGUGGGCGGACUACGACAAGGCGCGCUGGUGCGGCGUGCGCGACUCCGCGCACGAGAAGCUCUACACGCUGCUGCAGGACCCCGAGCCCGAGGUGAGGGCGGCCGCGGUGUACGCCCUGGGCACGUUCAUCAACUCUGCGUCGGAGCGCAGCGACCACGCCAACAACAUCGACCACAGCAUCGCCAUGACGCUCAUCAACACCGUCACUUACGACAUGAGCCCGCUGGUCAGGAAGGAGCUGGUGGCAGCCCUGCAGUGGGUGGUGCUGAUAUUCGAGAACGCGUUCCUGAAGGUGGCGCUCCAGGAGGAGGGCAGCCGCCCCACCGUCGUCACCGUCGGAGACGUGACCAUGUCGCCGCUGAUGGGCCUGCGUCGGAACGCCUCGCGGGACAAGCUGAAGAUGCUGUCCCCGGGAGGGCUGUUCGGGGCGGAGGCCCCCGGCCCCGCAGACGGCUUCCACUCGCUGGGGCACAUGAAGAGGGUGUCGUCCUCUUCGUCCAUCAGCAGCCUGGGCCACAGCGCGCUGAGCAGCCUGCCGAGCGUGUCCUACGGCAGCAUCUACAUGAAGCUGUGGCACGGACUGACCGCGCUGGACGCCGACCCCUUCCCGGAGGUGGUCCAGAUGUCUCGCUGCGUCACCAACCACAUCCGGGACCAGCUGUGGAUGUUUGUGCAGGUGAAGGAGUCCUCCGCGCCCAAGGAGCUGAGCGAGGCGAAGCUGUCCUCGUCCCUGUCCCUGCCGCCGUCGCCGUCCGGCCGGUCGUCGUACCUCGCGGACGGGUCGCCUCCCACCACCUGCUCGACCUCUGACCUGCACCGGCUGACCUCGCCGCGCUCCGGGCACCUGCCCUUGCGCAGCCGCAAGGUGGUUCCCAACACCAUAUCGGAGGAGGCGGACGACGCCGGCGGGCCGAGGCAGCCGCUGGUCAGGACGCAGUUCGUGGAGUGGAGCAGCAAGUACUUCGCGCAGCCCGUCACGAGGUCCCUGGAGGACUCCGACGUGGAGGGCAGCCUGCACUACGAGCGCGAGUGGAGGUACCAGCGCAACAGCGUGCUGCGCGCGGAGGCGAGGGAGGAGCAGGCGCGCGUCGCGACGAGCCGUCUCGAGCACCAGGUGUUCAGCACGCGCGUCGCCCAGUCCCCGGCCGUCGUCUGCUUCCACCCGUACGAGACCCACCUCGCCGUCGCCAGCCGGGACUCCUACGGCAUGUGGGACUGGGCGUCGGGCGCGCAGCUCGGCCAGUGGAGCAACCACGGGGCGCGCGGCUCGCGCAUCACCUCGGUGCAGUUCGUGAACGGCCACGACGCGGCGCUGCUGCUGGUGGGGUCGGACGACGGGGCGGUGCGGCUGUGGGGCGGCGGCCGGGACCCGGGGCUCGUGGCCGCCUGGCACGCGCUGGCCGACGCCCCGCCCGUCUCCAGGUCCGCCCACGCCAACCGCGCGGGGCUGGUGACGUGCUGGGAGCAGCGCGCCCAGAAGCUGGCCGUGACGGGCGACGUUCGCGUCAUCCGGCUGUGGGACGCCGAGACGGAGCUCAAGUUGGCGGACCUGCCUUCGGACGCCGACUGCUGCGUCCCGAGCCUGCACACGCGCAUCUCCGAGUCGUCGCUGAUGCUGGCCGGCUGCGAGGACGGCUCGGUGCGCCUGUUCGACGUGCGUCUCCCGCCCCACGAGGCGCGCGUCAUGACGUGGCGCGAGCACGGCGCCUGGGUGGUGGCCGUGCACCUGGACGCCGGCACGGCCAUCAGCGGCUGUGUCGCAGGCGACGUGCGGAUGUACGACCUGCGCCGCAACUGCUCUGUCUCGAUGUGCCGCACAUCCCAGGGCAUGACCGCCAUGGCUGUGCACGAUGCUGCCAACGUGUUCGCCUGCAGCGCCGUGAGCCAGCACAUCGGGGUGUACUCGGCGGGGGGCGCGCCCCUGGGCACCAUCAGGUACCACGAGGGCUUCAUGGGGUCCCGCAUCGGCGCCGUGAGCUGCCUGGCGUUCCACCCGCACCGCGUCUGCCUGGCCGCGGGCAGCGACAGCUCCCUCAGCGUGUACGCCGCCGACCCCAGGAGAUGACACUCCUCGGGCCACUAGCUGCGCGGCCUGCCGGCGUUCGCGCUCGCCUAGCCCCCCGCACUUUCGCUCCGCCCGCGCGGCGCCGUAGGCGCAGGCGUCUCCCGCGUGCUUCCUUCUCCGCGUGAGCGGAGCGCCGGUUCACCGCCGUCGUUUUCGUCUGACUUGAUGUCCCGUCGACAGCGAUGUCAUUAAAAGUUGAUCCGUCCGUCCGUCCAUCAGCGAGCCGAGCGAUUCGCAAUUAUCCGCACGGCUGCCAAAUCCUGUACCACUUUGAUGCUGGCAACUAACUGACCAGAAGGCUUAAACAGUGGUGAAAAUUUCUCUUGCACAGGUAGACUAGAUUGACAGUCAUGAAUGUCAGACAUUUAUGAAUCAUUUAUUUUAUUCGUAAUUAAUUACAAUUCUAUGUCUCGGUCGAUUGUUAUACUAUACAAAUUUCAAGAUUUGUUUAAAUGUUAUUUAAAAACAUUUCAUGGAAGCAGCUAAACAAAUAGACGAACUUCAAAAGCUUUCAAAGAUGGUAAAAGUAGUCGGCGAUAAGUAGGUGUCUUGCUAACAUUUUAUGAGGUUUGUAAAUUUGUCAGUCUAUCGAAUGUUUGAGCUUGUUAAGAUUUUGAUUUGGUGGACGAAUGGUAAUUUUUUUAGGCCUUCUGAUGCGCUUGAGACCACGGGAUGGACGGACGGAUGGGAAACGGACCAUCGCCCACAACACAGAACAGAGACAUAUCGGGGGAGGUAUCUGACCCAUUCCAGAAGAUGGAUGUCUAGAGCGGUUUUGCAGAACCGUGGGAGUAAAAAAAAAAUCUGAUUGGACGGACGGUGAUUCGUGCCUAGGUCCUUAGAGGGAAAACCGAGUCCAGUUCCUCACCACCGCACACGUGCGUUCGUGUCGUAUCGGCCGGAACAGCUUCUGCAGAAGUGAUUGGCACUGGUAGACUACGGCCCUCUGGAAACCUAAAUUGGAUUGCGGUUAUGCACUAUUUACAACAGAAUAAGCUCUGAAUGGUUGCUGAGGAUUAAAAUUCUUAAAUAAAUUAUUCAUAGUUCAGUAAAAGUUGAUACAUUUUGCCAUCUUAAUGAGUUUUUUUUUUUGUGGUCCAUCAACAGUUGUAUUUUUCUUCGUAAAAGGAAUAGCCAAUUAAAAAAAAAAAAGUUUAAUUAAAAGAGAAAUGACUGCCAAAUCAAUACGUGGGGAAAAGAAGGACGAUUUCAGUGGGCUGUGUACCACGUAUUUGGGCUUGAAUCUUGCUCGUAAAUUUGAAUGAGCCCAGGGGUUUGGGCUUGAAUCAGCAACCCUAGCCAUACGAGCACGACGUUUUAGCAAUCACCGGGGUUUUUCGUGUUUUCUUUUUUCCGCAGCUGCGCUUACGUGAGGAAGGUCCGAAGGCAGGAGAACUCCGGAUGAUUUGACGGGCUCCCAUCCGCUCGGGCGUAACUCGGAACCGUGUCGACAGCCCGGCUCGGUCCGUCGACGACCGCCGUGGUGGCUACACUGCAGGCAAGUGUGACAGAGUUGGCUCGUGAGAAGCCCCUGAGCUGCGAGAAUAUAAAAAAUAUGUUGAGGCAAUGACUUUCCGAAGCUUCGCGCGUCCAAACGAAACACGAGUCGCGUGAGAUUGAAACAAUACAAUACUGAAGUCUGCUGCGUCCUGUUGAAUCAGAUGAAGCUAGUAUUCUGUUCCUCAGGAAUCCAUAGCAUAGUCAGUAUUUCGAGUGUUCGUUGUCUUAUCUUGUGAGGGUUCUUGAUUGCGUAUCUUUUCCACCGCUGUUUCCAUUUCUGGUUGUUAUUUUCAGCAAAUGGUUUAUGAAUGCAUCUCAAACUUCCAUCAGGUAACGUAUCCGCUGCGUAAGUUAUUGGCUGAAUGUUCGUAGGAACAAGGGAGAGGUUUGAAUGAAGUGAGGUAUUUCCUCCGAGUCUCCUGUCCUCUUUGUUAGCGACUUUAAGAAGACCAAGCGUAUGUGUGUUUCACAUUCGUGGACAUGCUCGUAGCAUUUUUAGCUCGUGCUCUGCUGUCGUUUCUCCUGGCUCUGCGUGGCCUACACAAGUCGGACGAACUUAAGACGGCCGUCUAGACGCAACUCGGUGCUGGGCGCUGCCAUGAUCCACCAAUUUCCAGGUGAAUUUUUUUAACUUCCGUCGUCGCGGAACACUCUUAGUUUGUUACGUACACUUACGCUGUCGGGAAACGCCUGCGCCUGUCGUGUCGUGUUUUUUUUUGCGCUUGCGACACUUUCCACGUUUGAAGCAAGCGUUGAGGUAGUUUGUGUGCGUCUUUGGAUUGGAAGCACACCUAAAAGUUUGUUCAACUCGUUUAAUAUUGUGUAUUCCCAGGGACAAGAUUCUAUGGUGAAUUGCAAUUGAAAUUUUUAAAUCAUGCAGAAAUGUUAGUAAGUAAAACCACGUAACACCUAGAUGGAGUAUGAUGCACCAUUUACAUCACAUUUUCGUCAAAAUGCCAGCCAAGCUUAAUUUCUAGCUAUAAAAUCUUGUCUCUGUUCAUUGCUCGUGAGUGUUCAUGCUUGUGAAUGGCAGGACCUUGCGACAGCUUUUGUAACGAGUUUAGCGUGUUUGUUGGCUCUAGCAACCCUUCCAACCUUUUUUUCUUUUUUUUAUAAAAUUAAAAAAAAAAUACUUCUGUGAAAGUUAUUUAAAAAAAGGAGCAAUCGUAAGGUUUGAUUAAAGGGCAGUAAUUCACCCCAGAAAACCAGUGUUGAUAUUCAUGCCACAUACUCCGAAUAUUUCUGUUCGAACCUUGAUUGCACGAAUGUUCGACUUCAACACGCUUCACGUGGUUGGUCAAGGAAAAAAGAAAAAAAAAAUUAUCCAGUAAAAAAUUUGUUACUAAAAUCGAUCUUAAAUAUUUGAGUACGUACCGGGCACACAUGCGGCCUUCUACUCGCGAUGUUGUUUGUACUUCCCCCACUUUGGUUUGGUCGUUAACCUGUCCUGAGCGGUACUGGAAACUUGGUUGUUUCGUGGUUUCGGCCGGCGAAGUUUUUCCCGAGGAACCGGCGUUGUUUUUCGUGUUCGGGACGACAUCGGCGCGCUCGUGGCCUCCCGAGCGAAGUCGGGAACUAGAUCGCUCUGUUGUUCGAGUGCCCGAUCGCCAAGUUGUGCGCCUGGUAGCUUCCUGGUCGCAGAGUCGUGUGAUAAUGUAAAUAACUGUUUAUUAUUAUUAUUAUUAUUGUAUGCACUAUGUCGCACUGAAGAUAUCCACUUGUAACUCGAACCAAAGGACGCACUCCUCGCUAGGGGUUCUGAAGUCUUACUACCAGAGAUGUGCGAGUACCCGAUAUUUUCGGGUACGGUUCGAAUCCACAGUUAUCCGAACCCGGAAUCAUUGUACGUACAUGGAUUCGAACAGUGUUACGAAUACUCACAAAAGUUAUAAAUUAAUUUAGUACGGCUCAAAAAUACCAGCAGUGAAAUAUGAAAUUAGGCCACUAUUACGUAAGUAUUUAUAAUAUGAUGUAUCAAAGAAAGAUAUGUAAAUUAAAUAAUUAACACAGUGACAUUAAAAGAAUUUCGAGAUUUCGAGAGACUAAACUAUAAUUAUGAAUUUCGUCGUAUAUCAAACUAUAAACUAAAAACAAUUACAUACCUACAAGCAAGAAACGUCUUGGCUAUUUAUUGGAGGAAAAAUGGUUUUGUUUGCUGAAACGUUUAUAAAACUGAGAUUUCCCUGUGGCGUGCAGUUUAUUACGAUUGAGUUGGAGAAUCGAAUAUGUUUUGGUUUUCAUAUUUUAAAGUGUUUAUUAUUAAUUAUGUUUACAUAAUUAUAAACAUUUCAAUAUCAGUGUAAUAAAUAAUUGCCAGUAAGAGAGCACACAUUAUUUUUAAAUUAAUCUGUUAUUUUUAGUUAUUCUGUGCUUAAUAUUCGGAAUCGGAUUCAUAUCUCAAAUAUUGCCAGGGAUUCGAAUUGAACUGAAAAUCAAGGAUUCGCACAUCCCUACUUAUUACCCAUGCUUCAGUUGUUGGUUGAAAUGUUCAUUAGGUGUACAUAUUUUAUUUGUAAUUUCUGUUUUAAGACUUCGAGAGUUCAAAUCCUGACUGGUACUGACAUGCAGUUGAAUUUGAAUCGUUUUUUCUUUGUAAUUGAGGAGCUACUUUUUUUUUUUUUUUUUUUGUUGAUUCCUACAAAAAAAAAUUUGUGGCUGUAAAUGUAAUAUUUAUUUGUCGUAACUUUGUUUUCGCAAUAACAUUGCUACAACUGCUACGAAGCUCGUUUCCUGCUGGUUUGGUUUCACUUCUAUGAAGGUAUAAACAGUACUGUAGUUUUUUUUAAUUAUUAUUUCAUAGAUACAUGUUUAAUACAAAUUUUGCUGUAGGCCUUACUGAAAUAUUUCAUCUUUAAUGUUAGCCUAAACCAGAAUUAUAACUUUUGAAACCAAACCAUGCACAAUGUGCAUAGAUAUUUCUUAUUGUUUACUUUUGUAAUUAAUUCUUUUGUUUUUGCUGAGUGUAUUAUGUUGCUAGUAAUAUUUUCAGAGCACUGCCUACAUUGUUCCCAAAUGUAGUCAAUUUUUUAAUUUUAUUUUGAGUGAUUAAUAACCUGUCUCUUUGUAUUAUAUUUCCCCAAAUCCAAGACUACCUUAAACUCGAUGCAACUUGUGUUACCGGCAAAUUUUUUUUUUUUUUUUGUAGUGUCUGUGUAGAAGUGUCUUUAUUUCCUUCUGUUACAUCACCAGAUUGUCUGUAAAAAACUGUUACAUCCAAACUUAAGCAACCUGAGGACAUAAUGUAGGUGGUUGGAUACAAUAUCCGUUCAUUCCGGUUGUCUUUGCGCGUUUGCGUUGGAGCACAAAGCUCAACAAGCGCAAAGUUCUUGUAGUCCCCACGCAAGAGUCACGUCGGCACAGCCAGAGCGAGGCAGUAAAACAUGCCCGCAACUUCUGUGUGUGAUCAUUGUAGUAGUAUUAAUUGAACCAUAGAUAACGUCGUAGAGCAUUGAUGUUAAUUGCCAGCUUGCAACUGCUAAUGCUACUGCAGUUAGGAAAAAAGUUUGUUCACGGUAGCCUUAAAAAAAAUAUAUGCAACUAUGCACUGAUGUGACAUGUCUUUAAUGACUUUUCUGUUUUGUGAAUUAGUCACGUACCUUGUUUAAACUAUUUGGCAAGUACUGUAAUUUGUAACUGUAUCCUAAAAGUAGGCAUUUUAGAACAAAUUUUAGUAAUUCUUUGUGUAAUCUUUUUGUGUUAGUUUGGUUAUCUGUAUCUCUAAUAGUUUUUUUUUUUUUGUACGUGGCAUAUUGCGUCUGGACUGGUACAAAUGUGGCGGAUUCCUUUCUCAGUAUGAUGUGGUUUCCUCUUGUAUCACUGUUAUAAUCCACGACGACUUUGGAGGAACGUUGUCCCACGAGAAGUCUCGUCACCUUGACAACCGACAUGUGGGGAGAUUCGUGUUUCGGUACAAGUUACGAAGUAAAACAAAGGUUUACAGUAAAACCCAUUUUUUGAUCAUUUCCUGCAUAAGUAAGUUUAAGAAAUAUAGCAUUUGAACUAUAAAUACAUACAAUUUUACCCUUCAAAUAAAUCGGAUUUUCUUAAUACUUUGAGAAACUUCUUAAAAAUAUUUUGCUGUGUAUAUUUUUUUUUCUCCUCUUUUCAAAAAUCAAAAUUGCACUUUAAUAUGCUCAUCACUCAGUAUCACUAAAUUACUUAGCAGAAGAAAAAUAUCGGGAAAAAAAUGAGUUUUUUUUUUAAUAUAAUUUAUUCAAAAACUUUAAUUUACUAUCAUUUGUGUAGUUUUUGAACAUUUUUUUUUCCCCCGGACAGAGUGCGGGUCACGUGUUGAAAGAUUAGGCCCCACAAUCUUGGAUUUUUUUAAUUUUUUGUUCCGAUUUAAGUGUGUAUGUGAUAAGCCUUAUCUUCCCCAGCUGUUGCGCGUUGUUGGAGUCUGAAACACGGGGAGGGAACUGUAACGACGGCCAAGCGUGAAAGGGGGGGGGGGGGGUCAGGGGCACGGAAGUGUUGCUGGGAAGGGACGACUGACGCAAGGGGUCACAGAAAUUAUUAUCAGAAUUUGUAAGUAGGAACGUACAGACAUGUUUCUGUCAUCUUUAGACAUACAUACCUUUUCCCCCCUCCCCCUUUCAGCCAGUUCACGGUGUUAAAAUGCAAUCCGACGUGCAUAUGCAUUGUGCACCGUCAAGUUCGAAAUCACCGAGCGACCACUAGGCGUACGCGCAUGCAAUAAGUGGGAAAACUUUAAAAUACAUUGGAGUCCUGCUAAUUCUGAACUGAUUGGGGCCAAUACCUGUUCGGAUUACCGUAUUUUUUCAGAUUGGCUGAAUAAUUGCUGUAUUGCAACAGCAUAUAGUAAAUAGAGAGGGGCCGCUUACAAAAGCAUGACUGUGAAAUGGGUUUGAUGAAAGUAAACUUCAAAAAUAUGUUUUAUGUAGGCCAAAAUAUGGGAAGUACACAACAUGCAAGCACACCUUUCGGAGCUGACUUGUGUCUGUUAAAACCCCGUGUGAAAAAUCCUCCGCCCCCCCCCCCCCCCCCCCUUUCCUUUGAAUCAUGCAGAUUUGAGCCCCUGCGAAACACCAUUUGUAAAAUCAUCCGGACUAGCCUUAUGUUUUAUUUAAUGUACCGUAAUAUUGCUCCAGUUUUUAGAUGAAAAACUCAAAAUACUUGCAGAGAAAAAAAUAUGUUAAUACUAAUUGUACUUAAUAAAAUGUUAAAUUUGAGUCUGUGAAUAAUUGUCAUAGUUAUGUGCAAACAUGGAGUGAAUUUCAUGUCAGCUACCACAGAAAUGUUCUACCAUUUGGUGACAAAAAAAAAAUAUCACUGUUUGCUUAACCAUCCAGAAUUCAUUCUGAAACCACGUACACCCAUUUUUAUUUAAGUUAGUGGGGAAUAUUCUUAACUGUGCUGAAGUUUAUAAAUUAGAAGAUGGCAAACGAAACAGCGAUAGUGGCUGACAGCGUUAGUUGAAGCUCACUUUCGCCUCGGUCGUCGGUAGCUGUAGUACCUGCGACGUGUUGCAACGUAAGGGAAUAAGCAUUGAAAUAGCAAGACUCAAUCCGCCUUAAUUUCGCGUUGGAAAACUGUCCUUGUGUCGCGAGAGUGCUCAUUGGGCGGGAAGCGUGUGUCGUCGGGGAUUACCUUUGUCGUGAAGCGCAAGACUUGCUUCGUGCUUGCGUCAGGCCGUGGAAACACGUAGUUCUUAGCCUUCGUGCUUCCGGCUAGCAUCGUCAGCACAGCUUUCGCGGGCUUCACAGUUUCAUCGAUCUCGCUUCCUUCUACACGUGUGCUAAUUAAAAAAAAAAGUAAUAAUAAUAACAGUGCUUGUAUGGAUAAGUGCAUUUAAUUUCUUAUUUUCAUUCUUUGUACAAUGGUAAUUAGAAUCAUGUAGGAUUUAGCAUUGCUUUUUAUUAAUUUUUAGUGACAGUUUUUCUCAGAAAUGUGCGUAGCAAAGUGCCAUAUGUAGUCGUUAAAUCUUGUAAAAAAAUUAUUUUUUUUGUGAUGAAGUAGUUCCUGUUUUCUGUGUAAUAUAUAUUUUGUAUAGGUUUUAGAGUUUAGACUUUUUUUAACAUGUUAAUUUUUUUGCUGUCAUUUAAAAGGUAGCUUUCAACAUUUUACAGUACAACAUUUACCUCAUAUUCUGGGUUACUAUGUUAGUAAAUUAUACUCAUGUCAUAAAAAUGACAUGAAUUAAAAUGUCUGUUGUGCAGUUUUAUUCUUGUAAUGUACCUAGUUUUUUUAUGUAUCAUCAAUUUUUUUUUUUCAAGAAGACUUACCUUUUAACAAUUUUUUUUUGUCAUAGGAUCUUUAAUUACCUUAAUUGUAAAGGAAAUGUUAAACUACAGAACAUCAUUGUAUCGUGCUCAAAAUACUAGCUUGGAGGGAAUUUUUUUCCCCCCGUGUUCUAAAUUAUUUUCUGUUAUCCUGGAAUGUAAAGAUAGAAUUAACAGCUGUGUAUUUAUUUGCAGCUAUGGAUCUUGUGUAAUAUCUUUAUUUGUACAUAAUUUUAUUGAAAUAUGUAUAUUAAAAGAAAUCAAAGAAUUUUUUUAUUAAAAUAAAGCACUUUUUUUCUCCCCCCAUUCGUUCACUACCCUGUUUGAAGUUUCAAUCGAGAAGAGCUGUUAGGCAGAUUUAUAUUUCAGGUGUUCUCUACUCUGGCAAUUUCGUCCAGUAGUACUUUAAAAUAAAUCAUUUAAGUUAUGUUACAUUGUAUUGCAUCAUGAUCCCAUGAUCUCUAACUAUCUAAAACGCUUUGAAGGCAUUCAGACAACUAUCUUCUUUGCGCCGAGGGCUGACUUAACCAUUUUAGUCACAAUUUGUCAAUUCCUAAGAUAUACCUAGUAUUAUUUUUUUUUGUUGUAACUUAACUAUUUGUCGUUUUUAUUUUCUGUGUGAUAAUCUUAUGCCAUAAUUAUAAUGUUAAUGCAUACUAAUUUUUUAACAGUUAAAAGUAAAUUUAAAAUUUAUUUAUUUCAUAGCCUCGUAGCCAUAAAGAAUGAUGUCCUCUAGAGUGUAGGUACACCUUGAGCCACACAUUCAAGGUUUGAUGAACUUGAGAUAUAUAUAUUGUCCACUUCAGUGUAUGAACGUACAGAAAGGGCUAUAAAAGUACACGAAAAAGAUGUAAUCUAAACUCAAUGCCAACAUGAUCAAACAGAUCCGUGCCAUGAUGGUUAUUUUUUGGCCCCACGCGCAGUCCUUUGAAAUACAUGUGUAACAUCUGUGAGGACUCUAUUUUGGAUAGUUACUGAGGGUUCCGUGACGAAUAACUGUUCAAAGUCUCGCCGGCGUCACGUCACUGGAGUCGAACAACGGGCAGGUGACGCGGUGACGGAACUAUGGCCGCUAGCUAACCUGUGAUGAGAGACUGCGUGGUUUUUACAAGUUAGAAAUAAACUUCCCUGACCACCGAUUAUUGUUUACAUGGAUGUCCACACAAAUCUGUAGAAAAAUUUGCCUGACUUUUCUAUGACCAGAAUUACAAAUUUAUCCGACUUUUUUAUUUGCGAUUUUUGCGAUUUUUUAAAAGAAAUAAGGAUAAUCCAGCCUCUGCCAUUCCUAUAACGGCCCAGUUCAAACAGAACUUUGCAUCGCCAUUUUACAGUAUGUGUGACUGCACCACAAAAUCAUUUGGACGAAAAAAGUUUGUUCAGAGUGUGGGGCACGGUAUUUAGCCAGAGGAAUUUUCAUUUCUCCUCCAGGUUCUGAAGUAGAUUCCCUGAUCAGUUUCAACAUCCUUGACUUUUCCCCUUACUUUCCAGAAUGUGGUCAUCCUGAUUUGAAUGCCAAUAACUAUCAAAAAAUCAAAAAUUUAAAAAUCUUGACUCGUAUGUAUACCACACUUCACCACUGCAACAGGCGACUAUCAAUUAAACGCUCUACUACUGAUACGCUUGCGAGCAAAAAGAAGUGGGACACUUCGAUGCAUGUUGGGUAGGGCCGUAAGGAUGUGCACUUGAAACCGGUACAGAUCAAAAUAAGUCUCCGCCGUAACUUCAGGUUCCCGUUAAUCCUGUAAUUAACAAUUUGUAAUUAAAAAAUAGUUAUUAAAAAAAGGUUUUUCCUGACUACCGGAGAAAUUCCCUAACUUGGUUAAGCGUCUUGUGAUACUCGUAUAUUGGGGAUUCUCUUAGAGUCAACCACAGGUCAUGACUAACCACUGAAUGACUAAGAGGGAGUGGGUGGCUAUGAUGCUGGGAUGGAUUGCCUCAGCCUCCUCAAAACAUUUCCGAGUCGCGAUGAAAUGGCGUGUCCAUUUCCCUCGUGUCGGUGGUGACCCAAUCCCACAUCAGCGAGUAGUUUCCGUGAAUGAGAGGGAAGCAGCGUCACUCUGAGGAAACCCGCUCGCUCCCAGCGUCAGAGUUUCGCACUCGUAAGUUCGAGCUGGAACUACACCCCGCCAGGAGUGGAGCGUAGCCAGCCCCAGCCAGGGAUGACACCCCGUUGUGACACCUGCUCUCCGCGGGACGCCCCGUCGUGGUGUGUCGUCGGCGACUGUGACCCCAGGACUGCGGGGACGUGCGUCACGGAAUCCACGGAAGCGGAAGUGCGAGUCCUGGUCAGGUACGAAACAGAUGCACAGUAAAACAUUGGAACAGAUAUAAAAGCAAGUAGGGCAUGAAACAGAGGAAUUUUUUUAGUCGAGCAGUCUGAUUGCGUGCCAACUAUUGAUUUUAAAAAAAAAUUAUAAUGUGCACGUGGAGUCCAGACCUGGCAGAAGUGAAACUUGUUGCUUAUUAGGUAUAGAUAGAGAUAAAUUAUUAGUAUUUUUUUUUAUUGAACAAGGGAUAAUAAUUGAGAAAAGUAAGGAUGUUGGUUUGAUCACAAAUGAAAAAAAAAUGCCACUUUUUGCACUCUGUACUGUCGCAUCAGUAAACUGGCACUUUUUGGCUGUUUAUUCCUGCGUUCGUUGCCUUUGAUAAUACAUCUUACCUGCUUCUGACUCAUUAUUUUUAGGGAGGAUGUUAAAUCAUGAUCACCUGAAUAAAUUGAAAGAACAAAAAAAACACUCCCAUCGAACAUAUGACAAAAGUUAAUCUACAUGCCCCUCGUCCAAAAAAAAAUAUUUGCACACACCAGUUUUUAGUGUAAUUGGAGCAUGACAUGUCCCCCCCCUCCCGUCCCAGAUUACUGUCAUCGGAGGAUUUCCGUGAAUUUUCCAGGAUUUCAAUUGAAUCCCCUUACUGUUUCCAACUUGCAUGGGGAAAACAUUAAGAGAAUAGUGACAACAGAGUUGCCUUACUUUGGAGGUAUGUCAUGUUCUAAGUAAUAAGCGAUGUGAAACGCUUGUAAGGUUGGCUACGUAGAGAAACUUGCUUGUACUCCACUUUAACAGAAGGCUGCAUCCAAAAUAAAAUCUAUAAAAAUUAGUGAUUUCAUAUUUUAUUCUUUUUUUUUAAUAACCUGUAAAAUGGCAUGUUUAUAGGUUAUGGUUUUCAUAAUGAACAUGCAGUGUAAAAUAAUUGUGCCAACUGUGGGAAGUUUUUAUUUUUAUUUUUGGAAAACUGUAAUAUGAAGCAUGUCUUGAUUAUGUUCUCUGUGCACAUUUACAUGAUCAUUAUCUAAUGGAAUGUUGGUGAUGUUAGUUCAGUCACAGUAAGAUGGUAAUAAUCAUCAUGGUUUCUGUGUUUUGAAAAUAAGGAAGUUAUUAUAUAGUGUGGUUGAGCUUCAGCUAGAUUUCAAACCUUUCAGUCAUCUCACUGCAUGUCGUUUAGAUUGUGAAAGUUGUCGCAAAGGUGAACUCUACAAGGUUAGGUUUUCACGUGUGUUCCUGAUUCUUGCAAAAUAAGAGGUAAGUUGGGUUGGAUCAGCUAAAUUAAACACGUUCUAUACAUAAUACAUAAUUAACUUGUCUGGUAUAACCUAGUUAACUAUUUACAUGAUUUCUGCAGCUAACCUAACAACCCUUUGAAAUAGUAAAUUACUUGAUAUAUCGUGAAGGCUCUUUGCAAAAUGAUUAGGGAAAAUGCCAGGAACUAUGAAAGAAAUAAUUUUCCAUUUUUCAUUCAUUUAUUUUCCUUGACAAUUACCGGAAGUAAAUUAUUACAGAGAUCAAUAAUUAAUAUAUAACAUUGUGCACCACAUUUGUAUUUAUUGGUUAACAUGGGGAGCUCACAUAAUAUCUGAAGUAGAAAUUCGUGUUACAACAGAGUUGAGCAAUGAUGAGGCAUUUUUCUCAGAGUCCUUGAUACCGUACGUUUUCUUAAUCAAACCUUCGUCCGAAAAGUCAGUUAUCUCAUCCAAUGGAC